UGCUAGUUAGUUAGGUUUGGUUAGGUUUUUAACCUGUCGCCAUGGAUGGAUCUCGAUUCAUUGCAAGGUGAAGGAGAAGGGCUCAAGAGCAGCUGAAGAAGAAGAAUGACGGGACCAUCCAUUCGUUCGUGCAGCAGCUUGACUGGCUGACGCCGCUUCGUCUCCCUUAAAUUCGUUGCCCUUCGCUCUCCUCCACUCCUGACUCCUCCAACCACCAGCUUGUCUCCGCCACCAGCAGCGGCAGCAAUGCGGCCUCCUGUCCUCCUCCUCGUCUUCUUCUUCCUCCUCCUCGGCGCCUUGCCAAGAGCGGUUCUUUGCCGCCGCCACGCGUCGCCGCCGCUCGCCACCGAGACGCUCGACGUCGCCGCCUCGCUGUCCCGCGCGAGGGCCGCGGUGUCCACGGAGGCCGUGUCGCUCCACCAGUCCGCCGCCGCCGUCGAGGUUGUGGGGGAGCAUGAGGAGGGGCUGGGUUUGCGGGUUCACUCCAGGGACUUCUUGCCGGAGGAGCAGGGGAGGCACCAGAGCUACAGGUCGCUCGUGCUGGCUCGCCUCCGCCGCGACUCGGCGCGGGCGGCGGCGGUGUCGGCGCGCGCGGCGAUGGCGGCGGAGGGGCUGACCCGGGCCGACCUGAUGCCGGCGAACGUGACGGCGUUCGAGGCGUCGGCGGCGGAGAUCCAGGGCCCCGUGGUGUCCGGGGUGGGGCUGGGCAGCGGCGAGUACUUCUCCCGCGUCGGGCUGGGCAGCCCGGCGCGGCAGCUGUACAUGGUGCUCGACACCGGCAGCGACGUCACCUGGGUGCAAUGCCAGCCGUGCGCCGACUGCUACCAGCAGUCCGACCCGGUGUUCGACCCCUCCCUCUCCACCUCCUACGCCUCCGUCGCCUGCGACAACCCGCGCUGCCACGACCUCGACGCUGCCGCCUGCCGCAACUCCACCGGCGCGUGCCUCUACGAGGUCGCCUACGGCGACGGCUCCUACACCGUCGGCGACUUCGCCACCGAGACGCUCACGCUCGGCGACUCCGCCCCGGUCUCCAACGUCGCCAUCGGCUGCGGCCACGACAACGAGGGGCUCUUCGUCGGCGCGGCGGGGCUGCUCGCCCUCGGCGGCGGGCCGCUCUCCUUCCCGUCCCAGAUCUCCGCCUCCACCUUCUCCUACUGCCUCGUCGACCGCGACUCCCCCUCGGCGUCCACCCUCCAGUUCGGCGACUCCGCCGCCGCGGAGGUGACGGCGCCGCUGAUCCGCAGCCCGCGCACCAGCACGUUCUACUACGUGGGCCUCUCCGGCAUCUCCGUGGGCGGGCAGACCCUCUCCAUCCCGCCCUCGGCGUUCGCUAUGGACAGCACGGGCGCCGGCGGCGUCAUCGUGGACUCCGGCACGGCCGUGACCCGGCUCCAGCCCCAGGCCUACGCGGCCCUCCGCGACGCGUUCGCCCGCGGCACCCAGUCCCUGGCGCGGACCUCCGGCGUGUCGCUGUUCGACACGUGCUACGACCUCUCCGACCGGACGAGCGUGGAGGUGCCGGCGGUGGCGCUGCGGUUCGAGGGCGGCGGCGAGCUGCGGCUCCCCGCGAAGAACUACCUGAUCCCGGUGGACGGCGCCGGGACGUACUGCCUGGCGUUCGCGGCGACGAACGCGGCGGUGUCCAUCAUCGGGAACGUGCAGCAGCAGGGGACGCGCGUCAGCUUCGACACGGCCAAGGCCACCGUCGGCUUCACCUCCAACAAGUGCUAGCUAGCUACUGCUCCAGUGAGUGAUUAGUACUACCAGCUAAGACGGAUUAGCGCUAAUUAGCCUGAUCAAGGAAGUAGUAAUCUCGGUGAUUAAAAUUAUAAAUUAAGAGCCGCCGCGUGUGUGGUGCCCAGCGGUCAGGGUCCUCGGCUUCGGGAGAGACGAAAGGCGAGCGAGGACGGGACAAACGCCAGCCUGUCCUGCUCUGCUUGUCGCUGCCUGGUGCUGCUGCUGGCUGUGGGGCCCCUCUCCUCUCUCUACUUCUCUUCUUCUCCAGUAGUCCAGUGUGCUGCCUCUUUGAUGUCUCGGCAAAGACGCAAAUUCGAAUC
This is a messenger RNA of Oryza brachyantha (malo sina), 2060 nucleotides long. Its product is annotated as protein ASPARTIC PROTEASE IN GUARD CELL 1. Lineage: Eukaryota; Viridiplantae; Streptophyta; Magnoliopsida; Poales; Poaceae. Gene Ontology annotation, biological process: proteolysis. The coding region runs from base 247 to 1734 and encodes 495 amino acids. The transcript has a single exon. Gene Ontology annotation, molecular function: aspartic-type endopeptidase activity. The record is from RefSeq and is a predicted model, not a curated record.